Sorghum bicolor (sorghum) is the source of this 2272-nucleotide messenger RNA. RefSeq names its product ADP,ATP carrier protein 2, chloroplastic. The coding region runs from base 136 to 2046 and encodes 636 amino acids. The transcript has 5 exons. The record is from RefSeq and is a predicted model, not a curated record. Gene Ontology annotation, cellular component: membrane. Gene Ontology annotation, biological process: nucleotide transport. Gene Ontology annotation, molecular function: ATP:ADP antiporter activity. Lineage: Eukaryota; Viridiplantae; Streptophyta; Magnoliopsida; Poales; Poaceae.
CCUACUUCCCCCCCUCACCUGCUUUCCCCCCCAAUUCGCGUCUCGGGGUCCUCUUGGACCAGCCACCCGGCGGAGGCGGGCACGCCGAGUGACCGGAGCGCCGCCGCCACCGGCAAAAGCCACGGCACGGCACCCAUGGAGUCGCGCGCCCUCCUGCACGCCCGGCCCGCCGCCCUCCCUCCCCGCGCCGGCCUGCGCCUCCCUCUCCCACUCCCGCGCCCGCGGGCAGUCUCCCUCACCCCCGCCGCCAAGCCCGCGGCGCUCCAGUCCCCGCUCCUCGCGUCGAGAGGCCCCUUCCUCCCGCGGCACGAUGCGGUUCUGGGGAAUGGGUUCCUGAAGCGGAGAGCGGCCAGCGCUGGCGGUGACGUGUCCUUCCGCGCCCAGGCGGCGGCGGCGGUGCCGGCGCCGGCGCCGCAGCCGGAGGAGUCCAGUACAAAGUUCCUCGGCAUCGACGUGAAGACGCUCAAGAAGAUCGUGCCGCUGGGGCUCAUGUUCUUCUGCAUCCUCUUCAACUACACCAUCCUGCGGGACACCAAGGACGUGCUGGUGGUCACCGCCAAGGGGAGCAGCGCCGAGAUCAUCCCGUUCCUCAAGACCUGGGUCAACCUGCCCAUGGCCAUCGGAUUCAUGCUCCUCUACACCAAGCUCUCCAACGUUCUCUCACGGGAGGCGCUCUUCUACACCGUCAUCUUCCCCUUCAUCGCCUUCUUCGGCGCCUUCGCCUUCGUGCUCUACCCGCUCAGGGACGUCAUCCAUCCCACCGCGCUCGCGGACAAGCUUCUCGCCGCGCUCGGCCCGAGCUUCCUUGGCCCCGUCGCGAUACUGAGGAUUUGGAGCUUCUGCUUGUUCUAUGUUAUGGCUGAGCUCUGGGGCAGCGUCGUCAUCUCUGUGCUCUUCUGGGGGUUUGCGAAUCAGAUUACCACAGUUGAUGAAGCAAAGGAAUUCUACCCGUUAUUUGGCCUUGGGGCUAAUAUUGCCCUUAUCUUUUCUGGGCGUACUGUGAAGUAUUUCUCAAAUUUGCGCAAGACAUUGGGUCCUGGAAUUGAUGGCUGGGAAGUAUCUUUGAAAGGAAUGAUGAGCAUAGUGGUACUUCUUGGACUGGUCAUAACUUCCAUCUAUUGGGGAGUGAACAAGUUUGUUUUGAAUGAUCCUUCACUUCCAAAGUCUGAUCGUAAGAAGAAAAAGGAAAAGCCUAAACUUGGUAUGAAAGAGAGUCUGAAGGUUCUGCUCUCCUCGAGGUAUGUGAGGGAUCUAGCCACCUUAGUGGUUGCUUACGGCAUUAGUAUCAAUCUUGUCGAAGUCACAUGGAAAUCAAAACUCAAGGCACAGUUCCCUAGUCCAAAUGAAUACUCAUCUUUCAUGGGUGAUUUCUCGACCGCAACUGGAAUUGCAACUUUCACAAUGAUGCUGUUAGGACGAUAUAUACUACGAAAAUUUGGCUGGGGUGUGGCUGCAAUGAUCACCCCCACUGUUCUGUUGCUGACUGGUGCCGGAUUCUUCUCUCUGAUCUUGUUUGGACAGCCACUGACUCCUAUGCUUGCCACGAUGGGUAUGACCCCUCUACUGGCAGCCGUUUAUGUGGGCGCCAUGCAAAACAUAUUUAGCAAGAGUGCAAAGUACAGUUUAUUUGACCCAUGCAAGGAAAUGGCUUAUAUUCCUUUGGAUGAAGAUAUGAAGGUAAAAGGAAAAGCGGCCAUUGAUGUUGUUUGCAACCCACUGGGCAAAUCCGGUGGUGCACUUAUCCAACAAUUCAUGAUCCUGACGUUUGGAUCCCUGGCAAAUUCAACUCCAUACCUUGGCGGCAUACUGCUGGUCAUUGUUCUCGCGUGGCUAGGCGCAGCAAACUCAUUGGACAAGCAGUUCUCGGCCUUGGCUAAGGAAGACCUGAAGAAGGAGAAGGCUGCCCAAGAGAAAGUAGAACCCUCGCUACUUAAGGCGCCUGCAGAAGGCACUGGUGAUGUACCGGUGGAGCAGACAAAUGGAUCUGUGACGAGCCAAGCAACUGGAACAGAGAGCUCACCGUCGAACUCAUCCCCCAUUCAAUAGCUUCAUCAUCAGAAGUUGUAGUUAGGAGAGUGAUUACAGUGAGCAGAAAUAAUCGGUAAAAAUAAUUCAUGGCUUUCAAGUUUGUAACAGUGUGCAGCGUCAAGCUGCUAGUAACUUUUCUUUGUAACAUGAGCAAAUUUUGACAGCCGACAGUGAAUGCCGUUCUGGAAAUGGCCCCGACCCUUUGUGCCGACGUCAAAUGCAUAAAUUGUUUUUUUUUUCUGAA